UUCGCUAGCCAGGAGCAAGUAGGUCGGGAGUCUGUGCGCACUUCUCUAAUGGUCGCUGAGUUAUAGAUCAUAUUUCAAUCGCUUAAGUCAUGAUGUUCAGCAGCAACGGCCAAGACUUGUAUACAUCGUCUUCACGCGCAUUAGUUUUCCUGCUCGUGUUGCCGAGGCUUAUUGCAGCAGAUGACGUGCUUACACAUCCUACUAGGGUACCUGGUUCUUCACAUCUCGUUACCAAGUCAGAAUUUCCUUACCUGUACUGGCGAGCGUCGCCGAGGCCCUACACACCCUCUCAUUCCUCUGCUGUCACUCAGGGUCAUACCAGUUACCCAUAUUUCUACGGAGAGUCAGCAGAUGAAAAUAUGAGUGACACUACAACUUGGCAAGCAAUGCCCAUCCAACUGCCUGAUGACCUCGUUGGCGCCUUUGACGAAAGAACGACACACAGUACGACUACACAUACUCCUCCUUACCCAACGCAAAUUUCACCUCAGUAUGGCCGACACCCAGGCAUGACGGAAAGGCCCCACCUUUUCCAUCCUGAAAGACUUUAUCCUUCUUCUUACAGCAAAGUCAACCGUGUAAUUAAGCACACACAGUCACUUGAUUCUAAGCAUAACUAUCCAAGUUUGGAAAAUACAACAGUAACACAACAGCCUGAGUUUAACUUACAUAAUCCUUCUCAGGAGUCUUCGAAAUUACCGUUAUGGCAUAGUAGUUUUAUGGAGCAAUUGAAAUUGCCAAAGCUUCCAAAAUUUCCUAAUUUGGAUAAUCUCCCAAAUUUUGCUGCCUGGCCAUUGAACCUCCUACGAGGAAAUCGAUUAAGAAAUGGAAACCAUAAGAUUGAACCUACAAAAACGACGGCUUUGACAAAUACUAAUAAAACUCCCCCUGGCCUAUAUCCGGCAACAGUAGUCUUAAUCGACCAUCCUUAUCAUAAACAAUGGCAAAAUGCGACUUACCACUCGAGUAAGCUUGCAGUCACAAGUAAAAAUGAGUCUUUUCAAACAAACUACGAUUACGUAGAUUACGAGUAUUAUUACGACUACAAAGGUCAUGAACAUUCUCACGUUGAGCAAUCUGACGACUGGUAUCAACGACCUACUUACCAAGAGUAUUAUGAUGACGUACACCAAACAUAUGAUAAAAGUGUUCUCUCUGAUCAUCGGUAUAAUCGGCCUGUUAAUAAAUCGCAUACAGAAAAUCAUGGCAUUGAUGAUACUCACUAUAGCGCCAGUUAUCAUCUUCCAGGCAGUAACAAUACUGGUUCUAAUGAUCAGUAUUAUCAACCGCGCAAUAAGUCGUAUACUAGUAACGAGUAUCAUGAGCAAGUGUUGCACAAUCGUCACUACGACCCAGAUCAUCAUUAUUUCACAAAUAACCAAAGACGACCAAUGGGUAGCGUUGAUAACCACUGGGGUAAUGGUUUUAUAAACUCCAAUAAUCAAUGGUCACACGUCAAAGGGAAUCAAUCUGACAUUGUACUCUUACAUCCAAAGUUAACACAGGAAAGUUCUGUGUAUAAUGGAAGUCACCACCCUCUAUCUCCAUCCCAUGGACGGAAAGACAAACCGCGCAGAAGGAGACCCGGAGGUCAACAAGAAACUUAUUUUGGAAGACCUCAUUGGCGGCCCCGUCCCCGGCCCCGACCGGGCAAAGUCGAUCGCAUCAUGACAAGUGGCACUGUGACUCCCUCGGUAUUUGUGCCUGGUGGCAUGCUGAUUGUUGCAUUAGCCCUGGCACUCUUCUACUUUAAUUUUGUUUGGUACCCGACCCCAGUGGUAACAGCAAGGCUCAUCCAGAAGAUCUCCGAUUCCGCACCCGAUAACUUUUUUAAUGACUCUCAGCGCAAAGCAGUCGAACAGAUUUACGAAAUCUUUCGAAGUCUGGAGCUGGAAUACACUGAAGAGCCAGAGUCAUGGACAGACGUUUGUAAAAGUAGAUUCGUCUGUGAAGUUCAUCGUGAGUUACCUGAUCUAUGGCAAGUUACUCAAACUUGUGCUGCUCUCAUCAGGUCGUCUCUAGUCAAGGGUCCACAAGAAAGCUCCAAUUUCACAAUGUACAUAGAGGCUGCACAACAAGGUUCCCAAGGUUUUGAUUGCGGAGAUUCCUACAAAGGCUGUUACAUGAGGCAGAUUCCCAUCAGAUUAUCAUUGCAAGAGGCCUUAAGUAUUUACUUAGGGAAUACAACUGAGGUUAUAUACAGUUAGAAUAUAUGAAUUUGAUAUUAAAGAAGGGUAAAAAAGGAAGUGAUACCUUUUGCAUUUUUAACGAAUUGUGGAUAUGUUAUAUAUGAAUAUGUAAGAUGGAAAAGAACAGUCUAAGAACAUUGUUUAUUUCUCAAAUUGCUUUAUCUUUCCAUCUGAGUGUGUAUAUAUAUAUAUAAUUAUAUCUAUAUGUGUGUAUAU
Molecule: messenger RNA, 2405 nt
Organism: Penaeus indicus
Lineage: Eukaryota; Metazoa; Arthropoda; Malacostraca; Decapoda; Penaeidae
Exons: 4
Coding region: 90-2207 (705 amino acids)
Source: RefSeq, a predicted model, not a curated record